AUGAGACUAGAUCUCGCAGUCGUCGCGCUGACGCUGCUCGCGCCCGCGUGGGCCGCCGCCGUGGAACCCGGUCUCCACGGCUCCGACGUCGCAUUUCUCGCCCCCAAAUCCGAGCGCGAUAACACCCAGCAGGACGAGAAGCUGUGGAAGCGCAAGGGCGGUGGCGGCGGCGGCGGCGGUCGCGGCGGAGGCUCUUCUUCAGGUGGGUCCCGGUCGGGAGGUGGCAGUCGCUCCGGCGGCUCCAGCUCCGGCUCUGGUUCUUCAGGAUCAAGCUCAUCAAAAGGCGGUUCAUCAGGUGGUUCAAAAAGUGGCGGCAGCAGCAGUGGUGGUUCCAGUACCUCGAGAGGCGGUUCUCGCGAUAGCUCUGGCGGAUCGACAAGGACGGGAAGCGGACCGGUUCCAGCAUACGGUGGCGGCAGAUACUACGGCGGCGGCGCGACGGUGCCCUAUUCGGCUGGCGCAAGGAGGGGCAACAUGGUGCCGUUCCUGCUCGUUGGUGGUGCCCUGGCCUUCUGGCCCGGUCUCUGGCUUGGCGCGCACAUGUAUCCCUACAGCCACCCGUACCGGUACUACAACGAGACGGCCCGCCAGAACCAGACGAAGCCGGUGCUGUGCGGUUGCCAAGAGUACCAGCCCUGCGGCUGCGACGAGAACAACAGCACCGAGUACAUGAACUCGCUCCUCGGCAACGGCAGCUAUGCCGCGCUGAACAAGUCCGUCGUCAACAUUGGCGAGUACAACGGUAACGAGACCAUUCUCAUCAACGGCUCUCUGCCCAACGGCACGACCGCUGCCGGCGGUUCCGACGAGGUCGGCUCCGCUGCCUUCCGCACCGCUGUGGAGACGCUCGGUUUCUGGCCCGUUGUUGUGGUCGUUCUCGCUACUGUCUUCGCGGCAUAA
Molecule: messenger RNA, 900 nt
Organism: Colletotrichum fioriniae
Lineage: Eukaryota; Fungi; Ascomycota; Sordariomycetes; Glomerellales; Glomerellaceae
Source: RefSeq, a predicted model, not a curated record